AUCAUUUUGAAAUUUUUAUCAUUUACUUAUUAUGCUCCAUUAAGUACUUAUACAAAAUUUUAUUAAAAUAAAACCAUUUAAACUGGGUGUUCGGAUUUAUAUGUCACUUAGUAUAUUUGCAGGGACUAAAUAGUAACGAAAACAAAAAUUUAAUAAGUACCAGAUGAAAAGCAGAAUUUGACCUUUGGAAGUCACGUACACAGGAUAUUAUAGGGGAAAGUCGCCUAUAUCGUACUGGCUCCUUAAUCGUACCUUGUCGAUAUUUCAGAUAUUACGCUUAUGUGUAAAACAUCUUUCACCACAAUUAGAAACCCUACAGUUGGCAACCAGUAAUACCAGCAAAAGUUUGACAGUAGCGCGUAUCGCUCCCGAUAUAUUUAACGUUUUAUUUUGCGCGGCAAAACAAUGAAAGCAGCCUUAAAUGUUUUUCGUGAGGGAAACAUAGGUUUUAAUGAGGUUUGUCGCCAAUACAAUAUCCCAAAGCCAUCAUUUAGGAGUCAAUUUUUUUUGGAGUGACUAUUCAAGAAAUAAGUAAGGCUGCCUUUGAAUUCGCUGAACGCAAUGGUCUUAAACAUAAUUUUAAUAAAAUCACAAGGAUGGCUGGAAAAAAAUGGUUUUAUAGCUUUAUGAGUCGCCAUCCACAACUUUCCUUGAGACAACCAGAAUCAACUUCGAUCGCACGGUGUAAAGGGUUCAACAGAAGCAAUUUUCAGGAGUUUUUCAAUAUCUUAGAAAAACUUGUUGUCGAUCAUGCUUUGACUGCUCCGAAAAUAUACAAUGUCGACGAACCGUACAAAAAAGAUGUCAGAAAGUGCUGGCUAAAAAAGGAAAAUCGCAGGUUAAUGUCAUAGCUAGCGGCGAAAGGGGUGUGAAUACUACAUUCGUAUGCUGCGCAAGUGCUGCAGGUCAAUACGUGGCACCGAUGGUAAUUUUCAAGAGGAAAAGGAUGGUGCCAGAGCUGGCAGAUGGAGCUCCCCCAGGAUCACUGGUCGAAAUAUCGGAUACUGGUUACACUAACGCCGAUUUGUUUGUUACUUGGUUACAACAUUUCAUUGCUGCAGUUACACCUUCAAAAGAGGAUAGAGUGCUUUUGGUUUUAGAUGGACACACCACACAUUCGAGAGAUUUAGCAGCCAUUGAGAUGGCCCGCGAGAAUGGGGUUAUUAUUUUACAGCUGCCAGGUCAUACCACCCACCGUUUACAACCACUUGAUGUGGCAGUAUUUAAGCCAUUCCAGGUCCAUUAUGACCAAUCGGUUGAAAAAUGGUUGAGAGAACAUCCCGGGAGGACAAUCGGUCAAUUUCAGGUGGCCCGAUUAACCGGAGAAGGAUAUGGAAAAGCAGCAUGUGUCGCAAAUGCCAUAAGUGGAUUUAAAAAAUGUGGUAUAUGGCCUGUGGAUAGAAACGUUUUCACAAUGUUGAUUUUGAAGGCGGAGAAAACAAAAAGCACUAGCGGAAAGCAAGGACGCUGACGAUACACCUUCGAGUGAUGAUGAUGAUGUGCCCUUGGCGCUUUUAGUUGAAAAACCGAAAUCGUGCGCCACCUCUGAAACUCAACCACCCGAUGUUUCUUUCGAAGACAUUCUACCAAUUCCAAAUAGUCCUGGCAAUCAGAAAAAUGCAAGUAAACGUGCACAAGCAGCAAAAGUUUUAACUUCAACCCCACAUAAGGACGAAUUAAAAGCAAAGCAAUCUACUAUCGAAGAAAAGAAAAAUAGGAAUAGCCAAUGGCCAACCGGAAAAAAAGUAAAAAGGAAAAAUGCUUCGUAUGGUUCAAAUGACGUAGUGGUAGAAAUAGUAGAGGAUUAGUGGCUUUGUGUUAUAUGUAAUGAGUGUCGAGUAUAAAAUAUGAUACAGUGUUCCUUAUGCAAGCUUUGGGUCCAUGAACUUUGUGCGAGUUAUAAAGGAAGUUCUUCGUACUUUUGUGACAGUUUUUCCUAAAUAACACAUCUUGUUAUUAUUGUUUGUCCUGUUUCGUUUUUGUUUUAUAAUACCCAUCUACACACGAGCAUAUUAAAAUUUGUAUUCUUGUUUAAAUACUGCUGUUAUGCUACCAUACUUAAGUGGUACGAUAUAUCAGAUCAGUACGAUUUAGGAAACCUAGUGGUACGAUUUUGGCAUCUGGUUUCCCAAGUCGUACCAUUUGCAAUGUUUAUAAAAAAUGUAUUUUUCUCUUAAAUUAGAUAAGUAGCCAUAACAAAAGAAAGUAGAAAUAUGUAAAAAUCAUUUAGUUAAAUAUUUAAAAUAAAAGGUGCCCC
Messenger RNA from Acanthoscelides obtectus, 2257 nucleotides. NCBI's taxonomy places the organism in Eukaryota, Metazoa, Arthropoda, Insecta, Coleoptera, Chrysomelidae. The record is from the annotation of a GenBank genome assembly.